Messenger RNA from Hemisphaericaspora subhashii, 7269 nucleotides. It is a transcript of the gene PRP8, whose product is annotated as U4/U6-U5 snRNP complex subunit. NCBI's taxonomy places the organism in Eukaryota, Fungi, Ascomycota, Pichiomycetes, Serinales, Debaryomycetaceae. The transcript has a single exon. Gene Ontology annotation, molecular function: U6 snRNA binding; pre-mRNA intronic binding; metallopeptidase activity. Gene Ontology annotation, cellular component: U5 snRNP; catalytic step 2 spliceosome. Gene Ontology annotation, biological process: spliceosomal tri-snRNP complex assembly; mRNA splicing, via spliceosome. Bases 1 to 7269 code for a protein of 2422 amino acids. The record is from RefSeq and is a predicted model, not a curated record.
AUGGGAAGGAAGUUACCACCACCACCACCUCCUCCUCCUCCACAGAGACCUCCACCUCCUCCUGGGAUGCCUGGAAGGAAUAAUCCCAAUUUAUCGACCAGAAAUAAUGUUGCGCCUCCACCACUGACAAGUUCCAUCAGACUGAGAGCACCACCACCUCCACCGCCACCACCUUCUGGAACAAGCAAUAGACCACCAACCGGACUAACACCACCACGUCCACCGCCUCCAUCUCAUACUCCCAAACGACCACAUCCAGACACAAGCAAGCAAGACUUACAAUCACGUAAAAGAAUAUGGCUACAAAUUCAAAAAGAUAGAUUUAAAACCAAAAAACUUACAUCAAAGGGAGGAACAGUUCAACCAACCAAACCAGAAAUGCCACCUCAACAUCUCCGUAAGAUCAUGAUUGAUCAUGGCGAUCUAUCUUCCAAAAAAGUGGCUCUGGAUAAAUUAUCUCAUUUAGGUUCUUUGAAAUAUUUACCUCAUGCAUUAUUAAAAUUAUUAGAAAAUAUGCCACAACCUUGGGAACAAACUAAAGAAGUCAAAGUCUUAUAUCACAUUACUGGUGCGAUUACAUUCGUGAAUGAGAUUCCUCGUGUUAUUGAACCGGUAUAUACUGCACAAUGGGCGAAUAGUUGGAUAAUGAUGAGACGUGAAAAACGAGACAGGAAACAUUUUAAAAGAAUGAGAUUCCCACCAUUUGAUGAUGAAGAACCUCCGCUUGAUUGGCUGGAGAAUUUGGAAGAUGUUGAGCCAUUGCCGGCAAUUAGAUCCGAGAUUGAACUGGAUGAAGUGGUGGGUGAUUGGAUAUAUGACGAAAAACCCCUAGUUGAAGAUCUGGAUUUUGUGAAUGGUGAUUCAUACAGGAAAUGGAAUUUGGAUUUAGAAACGAUGAAUAAGUUGUAUGAAACUUCUCAACCUUUGUUGCUUGAGAAUAAUAAUGAGAAUCAUUUAUUUAAUAAGAAGGCGUUCUUUACUGCUAAGAAUUUAAAUGUUUCUUUACCUGGGGGUCCUAAAUUUGAACCAAGAUUUAAAGAGAAUAGAAAUAAUCCAGAAUUGGAGGAUUUUACUGAAUUUAAUGCUAUUGAUAGAAUAAUUUUCCGGAUACCAAUUCGUACUGAAUAUAGAGUUUCAUUUCCAUAUUUGUACAAUUCAUUUGUAAAGGAUGUCUCACUUGUACCGUGUCAUUCGGUAAUAAAUUGCAACCAAAGCAAAAGGAAGAAUACAGAAGGAUUUACGUUUAAUUCCAAUUAUAAUUUAAUUCUACCUAAGGAUAAUCCAAUUGAAAUUAGAACUGAAAAGGAAGAAGAUUUAGACUUAGAUUUUGAGCCUUUCUUCAAAUGGGACUUAGAUGACGAAGAUACCAAAGAUGAAGCUGCAGAAGCGAAUGAAAUGGAAAUAGAUGACGAUGAAAUAGAAUUACCAAUUGAACCGAAAGGAACUGCGGAAGCGUUACAAUUACUAUCGGCACCAUUCCCAUUCAACCGUCGUAGUGGAAAAAUGAUCAGGGCCCAAGAUGUUGCGUUAACCAAGAGUUGGUAUAAACGACCUGCACCAAAAGGAAGCACAACCAAGGUGCGGAUUUCAUAUCAGAAAUUAUUAAAGAAUCAUAUCUUAAAUGACUUGCAUAAUCCACCAGGACGAAAGAAUAAAUCUAGGAAUCGGAAAAAAGUACAUCUUUUGAAAAGCUUGAAAGCAACUAAAUAUUUCCAACAGACGACGAUAGAUUGGGUAGAAGCUGGUUUACAAGUGUGCAGACAAGGUUUUAACAUGUUGAAUUUAUUGAUUCAUAAAAAGGGAUUGACUUAUCUUCAUUUAGAUUACAAUUUCAACCUAAAACCAACAAAGACUUUGACCACCAAAGAAAGAAAACGGUCAAGAUUUGGGAAUGCCUUCCAUUUAAUUCGUGAAUUAUUAAGAGUGGUUAAAAUAAUCGUUGAUUCCCAUGUUCAAUAUAGAUUGGGAAAUGUCGAUGCUUAUCAAUUGGCAGAUGGACUUUAUUACAUUUUGAAUCAUUUGGGACAGCUUACAGGAAUUUAUAGAUAUAAAUACAAAGUCAUGCAUCAAAUUAGGCAGUGCAAAGAUCUUAAACACAUAGUUUAUCACCGUUUCAAUAAAGUUAUUGGAAAGGGUCCUGGUUGUGGAUUUUGGCAACCAGCUUGGAGAGUAUGGUUAUUUUUCUUGAGAGGAAUUGUACCAUUAUUGGAAAGAUGGUUAGGAAAUUUAAUUGCAAGACAAUUUGAAGGAAGAAGACAAAAUGAUGUGGCUAAGACUAUUACGAAACAAAGAGUUGAUUCAUAUUAUGAUUUAGAAUUAAGAGCACAAGUUAUGCAUGAUAUUUUGGAUAUGAUUCCGGAAGGACUUAAACAGAAUAAAUCAAAAACUAUUCUUCAACAUUUAAGUGAAGCUUGGAGAUGUUGGAAAGCCAAUAUUCCUUGGAAAGUCCCUGGAUUACCUGAGCCAAUUGAAAAGAUUAUCGAACGUUAUAUCAAAGCUAAAGCAGAUGGAUGGAUUUCAGUUGCACAUUAUAAUAGAGAAAGGAUCAAAAAAGGUGUUGGGGUUGAAAAGACAGUAGCUAAGAAGAAUUUAGGAAGAUUGACAAGAUUAUGGAUUAAGAAUGAACAAGAAAGGCAAAUGAAUUUUGGAAAAGAUGGACCCUACGUGUCUCCAGAUGAAGCAGUUGCAAUUUUCCAAACUAUGGUGCAUUGGUUAGAAAGUAGGAAAUUUAGUCCGAUCCCAUUCCCACCAAUCUCAUAUAAGCAUGAUACAAAGUUAUUGAUUUUGGCAUUGGAAAACUUAAAGGAGAGUUAUAACGCAAAUGCAAGAUUGAAUUCCGCUCAGAGAGAAGAAUUAGCAUUGAUUGAACAAGCAUAUGACAAUCCACAUGAGUGUUUGGCAAGAAUUAAGAAAUUUUUACUUACGCAAAGAAUCUUCAAAGAAGUUGGGUUAGAAAUGAUGGAUUAUUAUAGUCACCUUGUUCCCACCUAUGCAAUUGAUCCAUUAGAAAAGAUCACUGAUGCAUAUCUUGAUCAAUAUUUAUGGUACGAAUCGGACAAACGUAGACUUUUUCCAAAUUGGGUUAAACCAAGUGAUGAUGAAAUUCCUCCAUUGUUGGUAUAUAAAUGGUGUCAGGGUAUUAAUAAUUUAGAAAAUGUUUGGGAUACUUCAAAUGGCGAAUGUAAUGUUAUGCUUGAAACUUCUUUAAGUAAAUUUGCUGAGAAUAUCGAUUUCACAUUAUUGAAUAGACUUUUAAGACUUGUGUUGGAUACUAAUAUUGCUGAUUAUAUCACUUCAAAGAAUAAUGUAAAUCUCACAUAUAAGGAUAUGAACCAUGUGAAUCAAUUUGGAUUAAUACGAGGUUUACAAUUUUCAUCUUUUGUUUAUCAAUAUUAUGGAUUGGUUGUAGAUUUAUUAAUUCUAGGUUUAGACAGGGCUUUAGAACUUGCAGGACCAGUCCAAAAUCCGAACAAUUUCCUUCAAUUUAAGGAUACAGAAACUGAAACCGCCUCACCUAUACGCUUAUAUUCCCGGUAUCUCGACAAAAUUCAUAUAUUUUUCCGAUUUGACAACGAUGAAGGUAAUGGUUUAAUUCAAGAGUAUCUUUCUGAAAACCCAGAUCCAAACUUUGAAAAUGUUGUCGGAUAUAACAAUAAACGUUGUUGGCCAAGGGAUUCACGUAUGAGAUUAAUGAGACAUGAUGUCAAUUUGGGAAAGGCAGUAUUUUGGGAAAUCAGUGGUAGAAUACCACCAUCUCUUACAUCAAUAGAAUUUGAGGAUACAUUUGCAUCGGUUUAUUCAAGAGACAAUCCAAACUUGUUAUUCCUGAUGUGUGGUUUUGAAGUCAGAAUACUUCCGAAGAUUCGUGCCAAAGAAAGUAAUUCAUCAAAAGAAGGUGUUUGGGACCUCAUUGACCAAUCAACAAAGGAAAGAACAGCCAAAGCCUAUCUUCAAGUUUCACAAGAAGCAGUGGAUAAUUUCAAUAAUAGAAUUCGUCAAAUCUUAAUGUCUUCAGGUUCAACUACUUUUACUAAAGUUGCUGCAAAAUGGAAUACCGCAUUGAUCGCAUUGGUUACGUAUUAUAGAGAAGCCGCAGUCGCAACUGAAUCAUUGUUGGAUGUAUUAGUCAAAUGUGAAACAAAAAUCCAGAACAGAGUGAAAAUGGGACUUAAUUCGAAAAUGCCAUCACGUUUCCCACCAGCUGUAUUCUAUACUCCAAAAGAAAUUGGUGGAUUGGGUAUGUUGAGUGCCUCUCAUAUUUUAAUCCCGGCAUCUGAUCUCAGAUGGUCAACACAAACUGAUUCAGGAAUCACUCAUUUUAGAGCAGGGAUGUCCCAUCAAGAAGAAAAAAUGAUUCCAACCAUAUUUAGAUAUGUUACAACUUGGGAAAAUGAAUUCCUUGAUUCUCAAAGAGUGUGGGCAGAAUAUGCAAUCAAGCGUCAAGAAGCCUUAGAGCAGAAUCGUCGUCUUACUUUUGAAGAUAUGGAAAGUAAUUGGGAUAGAGGGUUACCUCGUAUUAGUACCUUGUUUCAAAAAGAUAGACAUACAUUGGCUUACGAUAAAGGUCAUAGAAUUAGAAGAGAAUUUAAACAAUUUAGUUUACCACGUUUCAAUCCAUUCUGGUGGACAAGCAAUCAUCAUGAUGGUAAAUUAUGGAAUCUUAAUGCAUAUAGAACUGAUGUUAUUCAAGCAUUGGGAGGAAUUGAAACCAUUCUUGAACAUACUUUAUUUAAAGGGACAGGAUUCGAUUCGUGGGAAGGUUUGUUUUGGGAAAAAGCAUCUGGUUUUGAGGAUUCUUUGAAGUUUAAGAAAUUAACAAAUGCCCAAAGGUCCGGGUUGAGUCAAAUUCCAAAUCGUCGUUUUACUUUAUGGUGGUCUCCAACAAUUAAUAGAGCAAAUGUGUACGUUGGUUUCUUGGUGCAACUUGAUUUAACUGGUAUUUUCCUUCAUGGUAAGAUUCCAACAUUGAAGAUUUCAUUGAUUCAAAUAUUUCGAGCUCAUUUAUGGCAGAAGAUUCAUGAAAGUGUUGUUCAAGAUUUAUGUCAAGUGUUUGAUAAGGAAUUAGAAGUAUUGCAAAUUGAUAAUGUAGAAAAGCAAGCCAUCCAUCCACGUAAAUCAUACAAUAUGAAUACAUCUACUGCUGAUAUUGUGUUGACAAGUACAUAUAAAUGGAAUGUUUCGAAACCCUCGUUGUUAAAUGACAAAGAUGAUAAAAUGGAACUUACUACUAAUAAAUUUUGGAUUGACGUGCAAUUGCGUUAUGGUGAUUAUGAUUCUCAUGAUAUUUCAAGAUAUGCGAGAGCCAAAUUCUUAGACUACACAACUGAUGGAACUAGUACAUAUCCUUCACCAACAGGUAUUAUUAUUGCAAUUGAUUUGGCAUAUAACAUGUAUGAUGUGUAUGGUAAUUGGUUCCCAGGAUUGAAGCCAUUAAUUCACAAUGCAAUGCGAGAAAUCAUGAAAGCAAAUCCAGCUCUUUAUGUUUUGAGAGAACGUAUUCGUAAAGGUUUACAAUUAUACCAAGCUCAACCACAAGAGGCAUUCUUAAAUUCAAAUAAUUACGCAGAGUUAUUUAGUAACGAUACCCAAUUAUUUAUUGAUGAUACGAAUGUUUACCGAGUUACAGUUCAUAAAACUUUUGAAGGAAAUUUGGCAACUAAACCAAUUAAUGGGUGUGUAUUUAUCUUGAACCCAAAGUCAGGUCAAUUAUUUUUGAAAAUUAUUCAUACGUCUGUUUGGCUGGGUCAAAAGCGUUUAGCACAAUUGGCUAAAUGGAAGACUGCGGAAGAAGUUGCUGCAUUGAUUAAGUCAUUACCCAGAGAAGAACAACCUAAACAAUUGAUUGUCACAAGAAAGGGUAUGAUGGAUCCAUUGGAAGUACAUAUGUUAGAUUUCCCAAAUAUUUCACUUAGACCUUCAGAGCUUCAUUUACCUUUUGGAUCUGCCAUGAAAAUUGAUAAGUUAGCCGAUAUUGUUCUUAAGGCAAAUGAACCUCAAAUGGUAUUGUUUAAUAUGUACGACGAUUGGUUAAAGACUAUUUCACCAUAUACAGCAUUUUCAAGGUUGAUUUUAUUAUUGAGAGCUUUAGGAAUUAAUCAAGAAAUGACUUAUCAUGUUUUACGUCCUGAUUCAAGUAUUGUUACGCAAGAACACCAUUUAUGGCCAACAUUAUCGGAUGAACAAUGGAUUGACGUUGAGACUCAAUUGAGAGAUUUAAUUCUCACUGAUUAUUCUAAGAAAUAUAAUGUUAAUAUUCAAUCAUUGACUCAAUCAGAAAUCAGAGAUUUGAUUUUGGGACAGAAUAUCAGAGCACCUUCCGUCAGACGUCAAGAGAUAUCUGAUAUUGAAGGUUCUAAAACUGAAGUUGAAAACAAGGAAUUGACUGCUUUGAAAACAACUACAACCAAUGUGCAUGGGGAAGAAAUUGUUACUGUUACUACUACUAAUUAUGAACAACUGACCUUCUCAUCUAAAAACGAAUGGAGAAAUAGGGCAAUUGCUGCAAACAAUUUACAUCUUAGAGCCAAGAAUAUUUAUGUCAAUUCUGAAGAUUAUAUCGAUGAUGAUUCAUUCACAUACAUUUUCCCCAAGAAUAUUUUACAGAAGUUUAUACAGAUAUCGGAUUUACGAAUUCAAGUUGGUGCAUUCCUUUAUGGUAAGUCACCAGCGGAUCAUGCUGAGGUUAAAGAAGUGAAAUGUAUUGCAAUUGUUCCACAAUUAGGAGGUACAAACACUAUUCAGUUUCCUAACAAUUUGCCAGAACCUACAGGAUUUUUGAAAGAUUUAGAAUUAUUAGGAUGGAUACAUACUCAAUCACAAGAUUUCAGUCAUAUGACACCUAGUGAAAUCACUACUCAUUCCAGACUUUGUCCUGAGUUUUCCAAGUCGUUUAUUUCGAUGUCAGUGGCAUAUACACCUGGAUCCGUUACAUUGUCUGCAUUUGAGUUGACAAAAGAAGGACAUGAAUGGGGUAAAUCGAAUGCUGAUUUAGUUUCUGAUGCACCACCUGGUUUUUCAAGCAGUUAUUCUAAAAAGGCACAAUUGAUUCUUUCUGAUAAGAUUAUGGGGACAUUUAUGGUACCUGAUGAUGAUAUUUGGAAUUAUUUCUUUAUUGGGGCAAUUUUCAAUCCAAAUGAACUUUAUGAUUUGAAAUUAGAUAUUCCCUUGACAUUUUAUGAAGAAUUACAUCGUCCUAUUCAUUUUACUGGAUUUACACAGCUUGAAUCAAAUAAUGAAGCAGAAGCUGAUCAAGAAGAUGUUUUUAGUUAA